Molecule: messenger RNA, 1634 nt
Organism: Pieris brassicae (large cabbage white)
Lineage: Eukaryota; Metazoa; Arthropoda; Insecta; Lepidoptera; Pieridae
Gene: Idi
Product: isopentenyl-diphosphate Delta-isomerase 1
Exons: 6
Coding region: 291-1049 (252 amino acids)
Biological process (GO): isoprenoid biosynthetic process; isopentenyl diphosphate biosynthetic process
Cellular component (GO): cytoplasm
Molecular function (GO): isopentenyl-diphosphate delta-isomerase activity
Source: RefSeq, a predicted model, not a curated record
AACGACUAAUCGCAUUGCCGCAUCAAUCAAAGAAUUGCAUAUUUAGAUUAACUGUAUUUAAUUUAAUUUACCAGUAAUAAGUAGAAUUGUUUUUAUUUCACUAAAUGCUCUUCAUAAGAGACGGCUGAAUUGUUAGGAUUUCUCAUUAUUCAUACAUACAUACAUAUUAAAAAGUAAUAAGUUUGAAUACGACAUCAAACUAGUUACUUUCUACGCAAACAAAUCGUGAUCAAUGUACAUAAUAAAAAGUGGAAUUGUUUCGUACGCUUAAACAACGGACCAACUAAAAGAUGCUUAUGAAGCGAUUCACUCGAACAUUAUGGAACAACAAUUUACAAAUUGGCAAGAGAUAUCUGGCCUCUGAUCCAAGUAAACCAUUACCGGAUGAAGCGGAUGGAAUUGACACAGCACAGGUACAUGCAUUGGAUCGAGACAUCUGCUUGCUAGUGGAUGAAAAGGAUAAUUUUGUUGGGACAGCAACUAAACGAGAGUGCCAUAAAGUAGGACCCGAAGGUCAAGUGCCUUUGCAUAGAGCCUUUAGUGUAUUCUUUUUUAACCAAAGAGGUGAUAUGCUGUUACAAAGGCGAUCAAGUCAGAAGGUAACAUAUCCAGAUUAUUAUACAAAUGCAUGCUGCAGUCACCCCUUGUACAUAGAUGGUAAAGCUGAAGAUAUUAUAACAGCUGCAAGAAGAAGAAUGAACCAUGAACUUGGAGUACCAUUAGAUAAGAUGGACCCAGAAUUGUUUACCUUCCUAACGCGUGUCCAUUACCAUGACCCUGGUGAUGGUGUAUGGGGAGAACAUGAGAUUGACCAUAUACUAUUCUUUCAAAGUGAUGUCAAAGUUAAACCUAAUUCCGAUGAGAUUUCUGAGUAUUGCUUCAUCCCCAAGAAUGAGUUUAAUGCUUUCAUCCCCACCCUGGAAGGCCCCUUAACACCCUGGUUUAACAUGAUUCGACGCCAUCGUCUUAAACUGUGGUGGGAUAACCUUCAUCGAAUCAAGGAACUUGCUGAACCUGAAAAAAUCCAAAAAUUCAUACAAGAAAAGUGAUAAUAAUCGGUAAUAUGUAAGAUUAUAUUGUUUUUUCCAUUAAGUCAAUUUUUUGUUUAAACUAUUUCAGGCUCCUAAAACUUCUGACCAUUUAUUGAUGAAAUUUUCCUGAUCUCUUUUUUAAAUAAAUUCAAUUUUACCUAUACUUAUUUUUGUGCUUGCAUGCUAUUGUCUCUGACAAACUAGAGCCUAACAAACAAAACAAACUUUGACAUUUUUCUGAAUUAUUAUUACCUAUUGUUUUCGUUGAGCUUCUAUAUUUAUAUUUGAAUUCUAUGUUUAUUUUAGUGUGUACAAUAAAUUGAUCAGUCUGUUAGCCUUACUAUUCACUACUUUCUUUUGAGUUUAAAUAUAUUGUGUAUAUUCAAUAUUUUAAACAUUGCUAAAAGAGGAAGUCAUGACUUCAGAGCAGGACUAACACAUCAAAAUUUUGUCAUAAACUUUCGAUAAUAAAUAAAAUACGGCAUAUCCCUAGUUUGAAGUAAGUCAAUCCCUUAUAGAUUAUUUACGUUAGAUUAAUUUGGCAUUGUCGAUGAUUAUUGUAAAACGGUGCUUUGAAAUAAAAUAAAUAUAAAUAUGCAUUUA